Molecule: messenger RNA, 1959 nt
Organism: Mus pahari (shrew mouse)
Lineage: Eukaryota; Metazoa; Chordata; Mammalia; Rodentia; Muridae
Gene: Mmp19
Product: matrix metallopeptidase 19
Exons: 9
Coding region: 83-1633 (516 amino acids)
Biological process (GO): proteolysis; collagen catabolic process; extracellular matrix organization
Cellular component (GO): extracellular matrix
Molecular function (GO): zinc ion binding; metalloendopeptidase activity
Source: RefSeq, a predicted model, not a curated record
GUCCCUUGCCUAGCCCUGCUUCUCCAAGCUUUCAGAAGUCUCAGGUCAGAGGCAGCCUCUGGGGCUCUUGUCUGCUGGGAUCAUGGACUGGCAGCAGCUGUGGCUGGCCUUCUUACUUCCCAUGACAGUCUCAGGCCGGGCUCUGGGGCCUACAGAGAAGGAGGCAGUCUUGGAUUACCUGUUGCAGUAUGGGUAUCUACAGAAACCUCUAGAAGGAGCUGAUGACUACUUCAGGCUAGAAGAUAUCACAGAGGCUCUAAGAACUUUCCAGGAAGCAUCUGAACUGCCCGUUUCCGGUCAGAUGGAUGACGCCACAAGGGCCCGUAUGAAGCAGCCCCGUUGUGGUCUGGAGGAUCCCUUCAACCAGAAGUCUCUUAAAUACUUGCUUCUGGGCCACUGGAGAAAGAAGCACUUGACAUUCCGCAUCUUAAACGUGCCCUCCAGCCUCUCACUCCCCAGAGUCCGAGCAGCCCUGCAUCAAGCCUUUAAGUACUGGAGCAGCGUGGCUCCUCUGACCUUCCGGGAGGUGAAAGCUGGUUGGGCUGACAUUCGCCUCUCUUUCCAUGGCCGCCAAAGCCCUUACUGCUCCAAUACCUUUGAUGGGCCUGGAAAGGUCCUGGCCCAUGCUGACAUCCCAGAGCUUGGAAGUAUACACUUUGAUAAAGAUGAAUUCUGGACUGAAGGGACCUACCAAGGAGUGAAUCUGCGCAUCAUUGCGGCCCAUGAAGUAGGCCAUGCCCUGGGACUUGGGCACUCCCGAUAUACCCAGGCACUCAUGGCUCCUGUCUAUGCUGGCUACCAGCCCUUCUUCAAGCUGCAUCCAGAUGAUGUGGCAGGGAUCCAGGCUCUCUAUGGCAAGAAGAGCCGGGAGACAGGAGAUGAGGAGGAAGAGACCGAGAUGCUCACUGUGUCUCCAGUGACCGAAAAACCCGGUCCCAUGCCAAACCCCUGCAGCAGUGAGGUGGACGCCAUGAUGCUGGGGCCUCGUGGGAAGACCUAUGCUUUCAAGGGUGACUAUGUGUGGACUGUAACAGAUUCAGGGCCAGGCCCCUUGUUCCGAAUAUCUGCCCUUUGGGAGGGGCUUCCUGGAAACCUAGAUGCUGCCGUCUACUCUCCCCGGACACGACGGACUCAUUUCUUCAAGGGAAACAAGGUGUGGCGGUAUGUGGAUUUCAAGAUGUCUCCUGGCUUUCCCAUGAAACUCAACAGAGUAGAACCCAACCUGGAUGCAGCUCUCUAUUGGCCUGUUAAUCAAAAGGUGUUCCUUUUUAAGGGCUCAGGAUACUGGCAAUGGGAUGAACUGGCCAGAACUGACCUUAGCCGCUACCCCAAACCAAUCAAGGAACUGUUUACUGGAGUGCCAGACCAACCCUCGGCUGCUAUGAGCUGGCAAGAUGGCCAAGUCUACUUCUUCAAGGGCAAAGAGUAUUGGCGCCUUAACCAGCAACUUCGAGUGGCAAAGGGCUAUCCCAGAAAUACGACACACUGGAUGCACUGUAGUCCUCAGACACCAGACACUGACUCAUUAACCAGGGAUGUUACUCCUUCAACCACAGACACAGUCUUGGGUACCACUCCAUCAACCUUGGCCUCCCUCUCAUUCUCUGCUAAUGUCACCCUGCUAGGGGCCUGAGAACUAUUCAGUGUUUGCUCAUUAGGGUUGUGCAGAUGUUACCAAAUGGGCACUAGGCCUAAUGCCCCUAGAUGUUCCACUUCUGGACACCACGUUCCUGUGUUCCUAGAAGGUGUCCACUUAAUUCAGUCUCCAAUUCUCGUUUCUUCUUGUCAUAUAGCUGUUUCAAGUGUGACAUCUAUUCUCUGGUGGAGGUUUUUUUUUUUUUUUUUUGGACAGGGUCUCUGCAUAGCACUGGCUGUGGCUAUCAGCUAUCCUGAAACUCUCUGUGUAGAUAUGUACACCAGGCUGCCUUGAACUCACAGAGAUCCACCUGCCUCUGCCCC